GAUAACUUGACCCUGUGACUUGAAGCGCCAUCUUCCCUUCUUCUACAUGGUCAUUGUGUUUACAUCCAAAAGGUGGAGUGAAUAAAAUAAAAUAAACAGAAGAUGUCAUUUCUCGAUCAACAAACCACUGCUACAAAAAUAUUUUCUGAGGAUCAAAUCAGCAACUCCUACACAGGAGAAGAAGAAAUAAAAACAUACAAGAGUCCCCAGACAUGGUUUAUUAGCUUGUUACACCACGUUUUGCAGUUUCAAAGUGUGAACUAUUUGUAUUGUUUUCUGUUUAUUCUUCAAACUGUGUUCAUUAUACUUGUAUUACUUAGAAAAUCAAGGAGUAAUAUUUGUUUUAAAAAUGGAACUAUUUCCUACUUAGCCAAGAAAUGCAGCAGCAAAGUGAUAAACAAUGUACUUUCGAUGAUAGACAUUGACUUAAACCUUACGGACUCAGAUGGAAUGGCUCCUUUACAUCUUUACGCAGAGAAGAAAAACGUAUGUUUUGGGGAGUUGUUAUUAAAUGGUGGCGCAGAUGUUAAUGUCAAAACUAAAGGUUAUGACUCAGGAAAGAGUCCAUUGUUUAUUAGCGCGGCAAGAAAUCACAAAGACUUUGCACAACUUUUGGUGAAAUGGAAAGCAAAUGUCAAUGAAAUGAGUGGUCGUAGUGAAAAACAAUCAGCUUUACAUGUGUGUUUUGAACGCGGAUAUGUAGACAUUGCGGAUACUCUGUUGGAUGCAGGUGCUGAUGUAAAUCUGGCUGACGGAAAAGGUAAGACAGCUUUACAUUAUGCUGCUAGGUACGAAAGUUUGAAACUUGCCCAGCUGCUAGAAAAGCGUACAAAUAAUUAUUGCUCUAGUGAAAAGCCUGACAUGAAAGAUUGGACAGCUUUAUAUAAUGCUGCUAUAGAAGACAGUAAGAAACGCAUCCAGUUACUUUUAGAUAAAGGCGCGGCUAUUAAUAUCAUUGACAAUUUUGGACAAACGGCUUUACAUUACGCAUCAUACAGCGGUUUAAGUGAAAUAGUCGAUUUUUUACUUGAAGCUGGAGCCUCAGCAGAUAUCAUAGACACCCGUGGUGAAACAGCUUUACACUGUGCUGUUGCGUACGCGCGAAAUCCUGAAACAGCCUUAACACUGUUAAAAAAGACAAACGUUUUUGACAUCGCAGACAGAAAUGGCAACACUGCUUUGCACUACAGCUGUCGGGGCGAUCUUAAAGAAGUUGUGGAAGCGUUACUGGUAGCUGGAGCUGAUGUUGACCGCAGACACCAGCUCUGGGGGAGGACCCCAUUGCACUACAGUGUAACAGGGAAGAAGGUUGAGACCAUGAGACUACUUAUCCAACGUGGCGCUACUCUUGACAUCACAGACAUCGAUGAUCAGACAGUUUUGGAUAUGGCCACUAUGUGUUUAAACGAUGAAGCAGUUGCUGUUCUAAGACAACAUGGAGCUAAGUCAUCAACAGAGAUUAAAGAGAAGAACACCAGCACUGUUGUGGACUGUUCAACGUUUACUGAAGUAAAAUCAACGACAGAAACAGCUUCAUCACCAAAUAUUACAACGCCACCAGCUUCGACAAAUACUCCAUCUUUAAGUGAUGAUACUGCCGGAAGUAAUGAUAAUUCGACAUAUAUGGAUACAGCACCAACAGCUUCUACAACUACACCAGAUGCAAGUGAUGACACUACCCCAAGUAAUGAUACUGCACCAUCUAUGGACACAACACCAAAAGCUUUUAUAACUACUCCGAACGAAAGUAAAGAUAUUAACCCAAGUAAUGAUAAUGCACCACCUUUGGAUACAACAUCAAUAGCUUCUACAAUUAAUACAAAAGCAAGUGAUGAUAUAACCCCAAGUACUGAUACUGCACCAUCUAUGAACACAACACCAACAUCUUCUACCACUACACCAGAUGCAAGUAAUGAUACUACCCCCAAUACUGAUACUGCACCAAAACAGCAAAUGUUAAAUGAGAAUCAUCAGACAUUCCUGGAGAAUCGUAUGAAUGUGUUGGACCAAUCUGUUACUGAUCAUGAUCAUGCAGCCGGACUUGGUCUAGAAAAUGCAUAUAAACUAGAUGCGAUGGAUAUACAAGAAACUAGUUGUGUCUUUGAUUCCACCAAAAACAAGGAGAAUAUAAAUACGAAUACUACCAAACUAAACACUGUGAAUGAGGGCUGCAUUGAGAAUUUCGAAGACACGAAACAAGCCCGAAUAAAACAGACGGACGCUAACUUUCCAUGUUUGGAUUUCCUUGAUGUAAUGCGGUGUGUUCUAAAAACCGAAAUUACUACAAUUAUAGAAAAUCAGAGCAAUUGCAGCAUUGGAAAUAUGAAUGUAAAUUGGAAUGUAAAAUACAAACCAACCAUCAUUAAUCACUGCGAAGAAUUAAACAUAAAGAAACCAAAGUACGUAGCAAUCGACAGCAAACUAAAUCUAUUUGUUGGGAAAUCCUAGAGCAUCGUUUAACGGCUUGACAACUUCAUUUGUCAAGUUUAGAGAAGUCUGUGAGAGAGGAGUCUGCGUAGGAUAGAUCUAGCCAGCGAAUGACUCCUUUAGUGGGGCACAAGACUGCUCUAUUGGCAUCCUACGUUGGUAAAGGACAAAAUGUGUUUGUGUAGUAUAUAGACUAUAUGUAGACAAUGUUUAGACAAUACCUAUAAAAUACGUAGACAAUGUUCAUUAAGUGGACCAGUGUAGAUUUGUUGAAAGCGUUAUUUGACUUGACUUAGCAAGAGACAUCUCUCUGUAUCUGAAUAUAGUAUGGAUAUAUAAAUAUUGUUAGAAGUCAAACUUAGUGGCUAAUUUAGUAACUGUUUUAACUUUUUCUUACAAAAAGUGUUAGGCCACAUAGACACAAGUCACUAUUUAAGUAUUUUACAAGCACACGUGUAUUACUCAUUAUUUUUACUGUUAUUAAUUCUACUAAUUUAUCUUGUAAAAUUUUAAGACUGAAAUUUUCAUAAUUUUGGUCCAUGUUUUCUUAUUGGAUUAUUUCCUAAAGGCUGUGGCUUUUUUUCCCAUAUGUGUAAGUGCAGUUAAUAAACAUUCUAUUACUAUAUAACAUUUAAAGCUUCAUCAGCUAUAUGUCAGCGUCGUUAUAUCUAAAUUUAAAAAUAGGUAAUGUA
This is a messenger RNA of Physella acuta, 3119 nucleotides long. RefSeq names its product ankyrin repeat domain-containing protein 50-like. Gene Ontology annotation, molecular function: protein binding. The record is from RefSeq and is a predicted model, not a curated record. NCBI's taxonomy places the organism in Eukaryota, Metazoa, Mollusca, Gastropoda, Physidae.